CCGCGGCAUCCACGCCCAGACUCCUUGCCUCUCGAUGAGCCAUCUGCAGUCAACCUGGACUCGUUGUUGUCUCCAACUGAAAGUGUGACGACCACAUCCCCCAUCAGAAAUUCCAGUCGCAGUUCAGAGUCCGGAGAAUCGACACCUGGCGAUGAAGUGCGUUUCUCCACGGUGCCGCUCACCUCCACCGCCGAUGCCGCUGUCUCCGGCAGACACUCCAUAGGUUCGGUGAGCUCAGUUAAGGCGAUCCGCAAGUCCAGUGUCUCCAGCACGUCAUCAAAGGAUCCCGGGUCUCCGUCACCUGAAUCAGAAACACCAGUAGAAACCCGACACAAACAUUCGUCGUCCGCGUCAUCUGCGAGCUCCCUGCCGCCCAACGUCAAUCGUCUGGAUCUGCAAAAAGUGCAGGAUGAAGAUGGCGCCUCUCGGCGGAGGAUCAGUGUAGAGGGACACCAGAUGUUGCAGGAAGGUUUCAACAAGGCUCAAUCACAGAGUCAGGGCGAAGCGGAGGUUCAGGCUCACGGUGGAGCCAUUGAUUGGGAGUUCUGGGGCGAAGUGAUGGCGGAUUAUGAAAAUUUUGCGGCUGCGAACUCUGAGAAGUUGGCACAAGCGAUUGAACGAGGAAUACCCGACGCUUUACGUGGAAUGAUGUGGCAGCUCAUGGCUGCAUCGAAAGAACCGGAGCUUGAAGCGACAUAUCUGAAGUUGUUGAAGGAUACUUCUCCUCACGAGAAAGCUAUCAUGCGGGAUUUGGGCCGUACGUUCCCUCAUCACGAAUUCUUCAACAAUGGUCAAGGCAUCGGCCAAGAAAAUCUUUUCAACGUCUUGAAGGCGUACUCGCUAUAUGACACGCAGGUGGGAUACUGUCAGGGCAUGCCGUUUCUUGUGGCCAUUCUCUUGCUAAACAUGCCAGACGAAGAAGCUUUCUGCCUACUCGUCAGGCUCAUGUACACUUAUGAUUUGCGAGGUCAUUUCCUGCCGGAGAUGCCUAAGCUGCAGCUGCGCUUGUUCCAAUUCGAAAGAUUAGUGGAAGAAAUGCUGCCUGUACUGCAUGUUCACUUCCUCCGCCAAGGAAUCAAAUCGAGCAUGUUCUGUUCGCAAUGGUUUCUCACUCUGUUCUCAUACCGGUUCCCACUCGAAAUUGUUUAUCGAAUAUACGACAAUAUUCUUGCAAAUGGUAUAGAAGCCAUCUUCGCUUUCAGCCUGGUCCUGCUGCAUUCCAACGAGCAGAAGUUACUAUCGAUGAAGUUCGACGAGAUCCUUGCUUUCCUGAAUAGCAGAGUGCUGGAGAAUUAUUUGAUGGAAGAGCGGCCUGAAACGGCGGAAUCGGGCGAAGUACGACCCAAGUACAAGGUGGACAGCUUUGUCCAGGAUGCGAUCGCCCUCAGAAUCACCCCAUUCAUGCUCGAUGCGUAUGCACACGAGUACGAAGAUAUGGUUCGAGCUCGGGACGCGCAUGCCAUCGAGAUGGACGAGCUAAGGAAUAGCAACCGGGCCCUACUAGGCCAAGUCAAACGACUUGAAGAGAACCUUGCCCAGCUUAAUACCGAGCAUGUGGAAGUUCUGAAUGAACUUGUAAAAGCAAGAUUAGAAAACGAUAACCUCGAGUCGGAGCUCGUCCGAUACAAGCUAUUGUACGCUGAGGUAAUGCAUCAGAAUGCAGACGCUAUGUCAUCACAUAGGAUGUCGGGCAGGGUAAGCCUGCACAGCACGAAAAGCAGUAGGAGCGGUGGUGGUUGAAAUUAAACCAUACAACGCUAUCUACUGAACUCCGAUAUUCCUACGGGGUGUGUGCAUACGUGAUGUAUCUGAGAUCCUUAUUUUUAGAGCUGGCAUCAUGGUAUAUAUAAAGGUAUGAUACACGGGAUUGACAUCUAUGUUGGUUGAGAGAGAUUUGGACGGCUUCAAAUACGUCGCGGUGCAAACAUAAUGUGCACUUCACGAAGUAAUCCGUUCCCCAACGCGUUCACGCCAUGUCGCUACCGUUAGAGAGUAAUCGGAUAUUCUGCGCUUCGCUUCGUCGUGCUAGCUGAUUCAACUCCGCUUUGAUCGAAGCCGUAUCCCACACUCGUUGCGUGUCGCCGAUUGCAGCCAUUAUACACGCAAUGAUGCCAGAUACCAAAGGUGCCGAGAAUGAAGUACCCUGUGUUCCACCGAGUUGGAACGUCCGUCUCUCGGGAUCAUCAGGGUGUGCGAUAGAAGGCAAGUCUUCUCCAGGAGCGUAAAUAUCGAUUUCGGGCCCGUAGUUUGAGAAACUUGAGAUGCGAUCUUGAUGAUCAGUAGAGCCGACAGUAAUGAC
Molecule: messenger RNA, 2299 nt
Organism: Punctularia strigosozonata HHB-11173 SS5
Lineage: Eukaryota; Fungi; Basidiomycota; Agaricomycetes; Corticiales; Punctulariaceae
Product: RabGAP/TBC
Exons: 15
Coding region: 457-1740 (427 amino acids)
Source: RefSeq, a predicted model, not a curated record